Molecule: messenger RNA, 2121 nt
Organism: Meriones unguiculatus (Mongolian gerbil)
Lineage: Eukaryota; Metazoa; Chordata; Mammalia; Rodentia; Muridae
Gene: Lrrc70
Product: leucine rich repeat containing 70
Exons: 2
Coding region: 1275-1850 (191 amino acids)
Source: RefSeq, a predicted model, not a curated record
AGCUGGUCUCUAUGUACAGAGGGUUCCAAGCUGAGCAGGGUUACAUAGUGAGACCCUGUCUCAGAAAAAUAAAAAUCAUUUUAUAUGCUUUUAUUUCAGUGUGCUUCUUCUGCUUAGUAAUUGUGUUGCUGAGCCAGCAGAUCCUCAACUCUGACCUUAAAAAUUCAGGUGUGGUGCAAGCUAUAAUCCUGUCUCUAGGGAGUACAGACUAGCUCUGGAGCUCUCAGUCAAUGAGUUCAGGCUCAAUGUGAGAACUUGGCUUAAAAAGCAAAUUGGAAGUCCUCCCCUGCUGUCUGGCCCUAGCCUAUCAGGUCCAAUCAGGACUGUCUGGAUCCUCUUCCUCUGUGGGCUGGCUAGGUCACCCCACAAAGAGGGAUAGGGAGGGUGGGACCGGGAGAUGAGGGAGGAGGCUAUAACUGGUAUACAACGUAAAUAACUUAACAAUAACAAUUAAAAAAUAAAACUUUUUUUUUCCAAACAAAAAAAGAAAGUUGGAGAGUGAUAGAGGGGGACACUAGUGUCAUUGCUUAUCUUAAAACACACAUACAAAUACACAGAGACAAUAUGUUUUGUUGAUAACUAGAGACAACUUAUUUAGAUUUCGAAUACCUCAAGUUUUCAGGCAUUUGGCUUUUAAAACCUCUUUCAAGUUGUAGGAACUACUUAGGCAUAUAUAUUAAGUAGAUUGGACGCAUUCUGAAAAAAAUACAUUCCUGAGAUUUCCUUUCAACAAUACUUUUGAAGCAUAGAUAAACUGACUUCCUGCCUCUCAAUUUCCUGUAUCCAUGGCAACCCCUGUUUUACCCGUUGACUGUAGAGGAACCAGUGUGAAGAGUGGCGUUUCCUGAGCAAGCCUUGACUUUAAAAUUCAAAAAAGGUGGAAUGCAGGAGGUCAGCAGUGGCCCAGAAAGAAACUGAGUUAAGGAAUGGUGCUCUUCAGAUUUAAAACAAGAGCCUUUGCCUAAGUAAGCCAAGUGGUGAUACAAUUUCCUUAUUCUUGAAUUACAUCCAAGGGUCCCUAAGCCAUUGUCUUCAUUGACUCAUCUUCAGGCAAAUUCCAAUUUUGUGAAUGCAAACUUUUGAGUCUUCAAGACUGGCUAGCCUCGUCAGCCAUUGCUGUAAACAUCUGUUAUCAGAAUCCCUUAUCAAUGUGUGGCAGAGCAGUAUGAUAUAGUAAAUGGACCGACAUUACAAAUUGCCUUUGCCUUCGACCAAUCUAUCCAGAGCUUGGGCUAUAAAAAUCUCUUCAUAUUCAUCACAAGACCACUGCACUAAUGAUGACCGGGUAUAAAGUAACCACACGUGGGAACCAUUUGGAAAACACUGUGACUGAGAGCAUUACUGUCUGGGAACGGAUCCGUGCUUCACCUGCCAGUAGAGUUUCUCAAGAGAAUACACCUGGUACUGCACUAGAGACGACUGCACUUUUACCUGUGCAAAUACAGCUUACUACUGUUAACUUGAACCUGGAAAAACACAGUGCUCUGCCGAUUGAUGCCUCUUCUGUGUCAGGAAAAACACCUCUCACUUGUACCCAAGACGUUGAGAAGCUGAAUGAGGCUUUUGACAUUUUGCUAGCUUUUUUCAUCUUAGCUUGUGUUUUAAUCAUUUUUUUGAUCUACAAAGUUAUUCAGUUUAGACAGAAACUAAAAGCACUAGAAAACUCAGUGGAAAAUAGAGUUGAGUAUUACAGCUUUUAUCAGUCAGCAAGGUAUAACGUAACCACCUCGGUUUGUAACACCUCCCCAAAUUCUCUGGAAAGUCCUGGCUUGGAACAGAUUGGACUUGAUAAACAGAUGGUUCCUGACAAUGGGGCACAGGUCAUUCUCUUUGAACAUUCUGCUUUAUAACUCAACUAAAUAUUGACUAUAUAAAACCCUGUAGUACCAUGUGGACAUAAAACUUAAUCCUUCUUAUAGAAUUAUGUAAUAUCAUUAAAAUGUUUACUAGUUAUAUGAAUAAAGUGCAUUUAUUCUCUAUAUAUUUUCUUUGAUAUUGACCAUGAUAAGUAACCAACAUUCUGAGUACUGAACACCAUGUUAAAUAUCUCACAAAUCAUGUUUAUUUCUAAAGUCUUGUAAGAUUGUACUAUCUAUAUUUAAAUUACAAAUAAGGAAAAAU